Rhodamnia argentea is the source of this 1722-nucleotide messenger RNA. RefSeq names its product iridoid oxidase-like. The transcript is spliced from 4 exons. The coding region runs from base 54 to 1577 and encodes 507 amino acids. NCBI's taxonomy places the organism in Eukaryota, Viridiplantae, Streptophyta, Magnoliopsida, Myrtales, Myrtaceae. Gene Ontology annotation, molecular function: iron ion binding; oxidoreductase activity, acting on paired donors, with incorporation or reduction of molecular oxygen; heme binding. The record is from RefSeq and is a predicted model, not a curated record.
UCCCAGCAAUAAUCGCAUCAGUGCGGGGUGAGCAACAGCUCAAAGCUUUGCCAAUGGAGUACUCCCCAGUUUCGCUCCUUUGGCUCGGCCUCCUCCUUCCGGCACUCCUAGCUUUCCUUCUCAGCCGUCGGAAGCACACCAAGCUUCCCCCUCAGCCUCCGGCAUGGCCCGUGAUCGGAAACAUCCUCGACCUCUGGCCCGAGCCGCACCAGAACCUCCACCGCUUCCGAGCUGAGCACGGGCCUGUCACGUGGUUGAAGCUCGGUUCCCUGAACACCAUGGUGAUCCAAUCGGCUCAGGCCGCCGCGGAGUUCUUCAAGGGCCACGACCUCGUGUUCGCGGACCGCAAGUGUCCCCACGCGCUGACGGCUCACGGCUACGACCAAGGCUCCCUUGCCGUCGGCCGUUACGGCGGCUACUGGCGCGUUCUCCGGCGUCUGUGCUCCGCGGAGCUCCUCGUGAACAAGCGGAUCAACGAGACGGCCCACCUCAGGCAGAAAUGCGUCGACAGCGUGAUUGCCUUUGUAGAGGAAGAAAUGGUGGCUAAACGAGCAACAAUAGAGCAAGGAAUCGACUUAUCCCACUUCCUCUUUCUCCUGGCGUUUAAUGUGAUGGGCAACAUGGUGCUGUCGCGGGACCUGUUGGACCCGCAAUCGAAGGAUGGGCCGGAGUUCUUCGACGCCAUGAACCGGUUUAUGGAGUGGGCCGGCAAGCCGAACGUGUCCGACUUCGCGCCAUGGUUGAGAUGGUGGGAUCCGCAGGGGAUCAAGGCAGGCAUGGCGAAGGACAUGGGUCGAGCCAUGAAGAUCGCCGAAGGGUUCGUGAAAGAGAGGUUGGAGGAGCGAAAGCUCGGGGGAGAGACGAGAGCGACGAAAGACUUCUUGGACGCAGUCUUGGAUUAUGAGGGCGACGGGAAAGAAGGGCCGCCCAAAAUCUCUUCGCAGAACGUCAACGUAAUCAUUCUGGAAAUGUUUUUCGCUGGAGCGGAGACUACAAGUAGCACCAUCGAGUGGGCAAUGGCGGAGCUGCUCCGCCAACCCGAGUCGAUGAAAAAGGCCAAGGAUGAGCUCGACCAGGCUGUGGGUUCGAACGGAAAGCUCGAAGAAAUUGACACGGAAAAUAUGCCGUUUUUGCAAGCUGUAGUGAAGGAAACCCUAAGGUUGCAUCCACCAUUACCUUUACUCAUCCCACGAAAUACUCUAAAGGAAACCAAAUUCAUGGGCUUUGAUAUACCCAAAGACACCAUGGUUUACGUGAAUGCGUGGGGCAUAGGGAGAGACCCGGAUGCUUGGGAGGACCCAUUGGCAUUCAAACCGGAGAGGUUCCUGGGAUCCAACAUCGACUACAAGGGUCAAAACUUCGAGCUGAUUCCGUUCGGAUCGGGCAGAAGGAUGUGCGUCGGACUUUCGCUGGCACAUAGGGUGCUGCAUCUUGCUCUUGCGUCGUUGCUCUACCGUUUUGACUGGGAACUCGGUGGCGGUCUGACUCCAGAGACCCUCGACAUGAGAGAUCGGUCGGGCAUAACCCUAAGGAUGCUCCAUCCUUUGAAAGUGAUACCUAAGAAACGUAGUGUGUGAGGUCUUUUGAAUGUCUUAAGUUUAUUAGCGCUGAUCUUAUUGUGUCAAACAUUUGGGUCUUGUUUAAAUUUGUAUGACUUGUGCAUGUAGCAGGGGUAGCUCACCUGCCUUUUAUGUCAUCGAUAAUACCUUACUUGUCAAAAAA